Molecule: messenger RNA, 717 nt
Organism: Gracilinanus agilis (Agile Gracile Mouse Opossum)
Lineage: Eukaryota; Metazoa; Chordata; Mammalia; Didelphimorphia; Didelphidae
Gene: NKX2-8
Product: NK2 homeobox 8
Exons: 2
Coding region: 1-717 (238 amino acids)
Biological process (GO): cell differentiation; regulation of transcription by RNA polymerase II
Cellular component (GO): nucleus
Molecular function (GO): DNA-binding transcription factor activity, RNA polymerase II-specific; RNA polymerase II cis-regulatory region sequence-specific DNA binding
Source: RefSeq, a predicted model, not a curated record
AUGGGCACGUCUGGACGUAUUAACUUCACUGUGCGCAGUCUCCUGGAUUUACCCGAACAAGAUGCACAGCACCUGCGGAAAGGAGACUCGGAACCACCGACCGGUGGUCCUUACUCCAAAUGGAUGGAGAAUGACCGAAGUCACUACCCCUCUUCAGACGAGAGUAGCGCAGAGACCAAUCUGUCAGACUCCACACCGCGGCUUCCGCCCCUGCCUCCUGCAGAGCUACCUGGUUCCGACUUGGAAAAGAGGAAGAAGCGGCGGGUGCUAUUCUCCAAGGCUCAGACUCUGGAACUGGAGCGGCGUUUCCGGCAGCAGCGCUACCUUUCGGCUCCAGAGAGGGAACAGCUGGCUCGACUCUUGAGCCUGACGCCCACUCAAGUCAAAAUCUGGUUCCAGAACCACCGCUACAAGAUGAAGCGUGCCCGGAGUCACGGGCCUCUGGGUCCUGCCUGUGUCGCGGACCUGAGUCCAACUCCUGGGUUGUUACGCCGGGUGGUAGUCCCGAUAUUAGUCCGUGACCAAAAGGCUUGCCAAGGUUGUGAACCUAAUCUGGCAACUGCUCUGGACAAGCCGAAUUUGGCUCAAGCUGCCACCGCCUCCGCUUGCAUGCUUCCAGGCUAUGCUUCUUUCCCCGCCAGUCCCACUGCUGCGCUUAGCCUAUUUCACGUUAAUCAGCAUUUAGGGCACCCGACGCUAGUCUCUUGGAACUGGUGA